Molecule: messenger RNA, 2345 nt
Organism: Leptinotarsa decemlineata (Colorado potato beetle)
Lineage: Eukaryota; Metazoa; Arthropoda; Insecta; Coleoptera; Chrysomelidae
Product: kelch-like protein 17
Molecular function (GO): protein binding
Source: RefSeq, a predicted model, not a curated record
AUGCGUCGUGGACUGAAGAACAGCGACGGGGGUAAAACGGAGCCCUGGAUGACCGUAGCUUUGGAGUUCAGUCACAGUAGUUCAUCUCUUGUCAUAUACCGAAGCAUUUGUUCUUUUGAUGGUCUCAUUUACGUGUGUGGAGGUUAUGAUGGAGCAUCCUGCUUGAGUUCAAUGGAGAGAUUUGAUCCUUUAACAGGGGUUUGGUGUAGUUGUCCUGCAAUGAAUACUAGAAGACGUUACUGCAGAAUUGCUGUUGUAGACGAUUGUAUAUAUGCCUUAGGAGGUUUUGAUUCUACUAAUUACCAGGCGUCCGUAGAGAGGUUUGACCCAAGAGAAGGUAUUUGGUGUGCAGUUCCGUCGAUGUCCUCCAGAAGAAGCAGCUGCGGUGUUGCUGCUUUGAAUAACCAUCUUUAUUGCAUAGGAGGAAAUGAUGGUACGAUGUGCAUGUCAAGUGGUGAAAAGUUCAACAUCAGGAGAAAUGCUUGGGAACCUAUAACCUCAAUGAACAGCCGAAGAUCAACUCAUGAAGUAGUAGCCAUAGAUAACUACAUAUACGCGAUUGGCGGAAAUGAUGGUUCCUCUAGUUUGAAUUCUGUAGAACAGUAUGAUCCAAAAAGCAAUAAAUGGGUUGUUGUCUCACCGAUGAGUAUCAGAAGAAGCUCCAUCGGUGCUGCGGUAUUGGAGUGUAUAAAUAUAGAGCACGUUUUGAAACAAACGAGACAUAGCAGUUGACACAUGUUGACUGUUUGAAGUCUAGUCGAAUGUUACUUUCUAAUUGAAUUAGUACUGUUUAUUUCGGAAGGUUGUUGUUCCAGGCCGACUGUGGAAAUUUUGUUCAGAAAUAUUCGAUGUUCACAUUCAAUUGAAAAAAAAGUUUUUAUUAUAAUGGAGAUAGAUAUCAUAUAUCACGAGUGACAGGUUUGAAUAAACAGUGGUGUGUGGUUAUCUAAUUAUUAUUCAGGAAAUUGAAUGAAAUCAAACAGUGGCAAAGAAUGAAUAACCUCCUACCUUAUGAAGAGUGGUUGCAGUUGAAAUAUUAAAAUUUCUGAACUAUUAUAAAGGAUCGCAGUCAACUCUAUAUUAUUGUCAUUCUAUAGUUUUCUUCAGUUACAUUGAAACAAUUAUCGAUCAAAUUGAAAACACUAUAAUACUAUAAUAAGUAUCCAUCACAGAAACUGAGAAAUCAGUUCCAUAUCUACUGAAAUUCAAAAUCAUCCAUGCGAGCUGGACUAUAAUAACAGUUAUUAGAAACAGAUUGGAUUUAUAUUUUAUGAAUAAAUGGUCACAUGUAUGAUUCAUACUUCUAUAGCAAGUGAUUUCAAACUAGUGAGGUGUUAAUUAAACUUCAUACCUGGAUAUUAUUUCAAUAUACACAAAAAUAUAUGGUUUGAAUAUUGUAUUUAAACAGUCGGGCCAUAAUAUAUUAUAUGUAUUGAUUUACCAUAUAUUAUAAUCAUAGACUUCGAAUAUUAUGGGGUUACUUCAAUCACUAUUCAUUAGUGAUAGGAUUCAAUUCUAUGUUGUUCUUAAAUGUAUUAGACAAAAAUAGUAUGAUAAAAAUAUUCAAAGGUUUUCAAGACAUGGCUUUCAAAAUAUUAUUUUGACGUGAUUCUUAGAAAAUAUAUAAACGUUUAUUGCCGGGAAUAGGGAGGAUAAGGGAAAUUUUGGCCGCCUGGGCAUCCAUAUUUUUAACGUAAAUAACACGUCAAAGUUCAAUACUUAUUGUAAUUAUGAACAUGUUUAAAUAGAACAGAACGAAUUCUGCAAGCGGUCAUAUUCAUAAUCUCAAAUAUAUAAUCUGACACAAUCUUUGUGUUCUCAUUAGCCGCAAAUGCUGCACUGCAUCCAAAGUUUUCUGUUUUUGCCGAAUUUGCCACAAAUUGAAAUUGUCUAAAAUUCCUCCACGUUCAGUUUGAAUUCAGCAAAGAUAGAUUGCGCAACAUAUGUCAUACGUAAACUAAUAUUGGGCUGUAAAUAUAAAUAUUUGAUGAUUACCAUUAACCAAGUGGCCAUCAUUUCCCCUGUUUCUCCUUUUAAAGCAGGCUAAAAAUAAUAUUGGGCACCAUUAGUUAUGGAGGUGGCAAACUGGUUGAAUAUUGAUCAGAACGAGUGUAACUAAUUUCUUGAAUCAUCAAAUGUAUCAUAAUUGGUCUUUUUCAAAUGUAGAUGAAUAAUUGGUUAUUUAUUUACUAUAUGAAUGGAAUAAUUAUUUGAAGGAAGGUAAAAAUUAGGAAAUAUGCAGUUGAGAGAAAUCUUCCAUCAUAUAAUCAUGAUGAGUAUAUUGUUUUAGGACUAGAAAUAUUCGUUUAUGUUUGAAUAAUCUGAAUAAAAAAGUUGAUCAGUUA